AUGGACGCGGCCCCAAAUCUUCCCAAACCUUCACAGUGCAUCCUGAGGAGGCCGGAGAAUCCUGUCAGUGUGGAUGCAGUCCCCACAUCUUUCUUAGGCCUCACCAUGGGCCCAGACAACGCUGGGGUCUUCUAUCUGCAUGGACACAUCCCCAUAUAUUCCAAAGUCUACACCGGGGUCCUGAGGAGAAUCCAAUCUGCCACAAUCUCUCCAGGAAUGGCAUCCUGUGAAAAUACUCUUAAUACAUUAAGAUAUGCAAAUAGGGUGAAAGAAUUGACUGUGGAUCCAAAUGCUGCUGGUGAUGUCCGUCCAAUUAUGCACCAUCCAUCAAACCAGAUUGAUGACUUAGAUGCACAGUGGGGUGUGGGGAGUUCCCCUCAGAGAGAUGAUCUAAAACUUCUUUGUGAACAAAAUGAAGAAGUUUCUCCCCAGUUGUUUACUUUCCACGAAGUGGUCUCACAAAUGGUAGAAAUGGAAGAACAAGUUGUAGAAGACCACAGGGCAGUGUUCCAGGAAUCUAUUCGAUGGUUAGAAGAUGAAAAGGCUCUCCUAGAGAUGACUGAAGAAGUAGACUAUGAUGUAGAUUCAUAUGCCACCCAACUUGAAGCUAUUCUUGAGCAAAAAAUAGACAUUUUAACUGAGCUGCGGGAUAAAGUGAAAUCUUUUCGAGCAGCUCCACAAGAAGAACAGGCCAGCAAGCAAAUCAACCCGAAGAGACCCCGUGCCCUUUAAAUCAGCAUUUGCUGCUAAAGGAUUCUCAGAACCCACACUGCUGUAACAUACAAUGGUUCAGCUGUAAGGGCCAUUUGAGAGUUUGAAAUUUUAAGUGUCUGUGGAAAAUGUCUUGUCCCUUCACCUGAAUGGCAUUUCACUUUUAUG
Messenger RNA from Nyctereutes procyonoides (raccoon dog), 879 nucleotides. RefSeq names its product kinesin-like protein KIF2A. Gene Ontology annotation, biological process: microtubule-based movement. Bases 1 to 732 code for a protein of 243 amino acids. The record is from RefSeq and is a predicted model, not a curated record. Gene Ontology annotation, molecular function: microtubule motor activity. The transcript is spliced from 2 exons. Lineage: Eukaryota; Metazoa; Chordata; Mammalia; Carnivora; Canidae.